CUGAGAAAAGUUGUCGUCAGUAUUCGAGGGGCAGAGUUAUACGGUGGACAGCACGCGAGGCGGUCCGGCCUAGAUUUUUCCUUCGCUCUCUCAUCAGCACAAAGUUUUAACACUGAAGAGGAUUUCUUUUUUUAUUAAUUUCUUUGUGAAGAUUUUCUUUUGAACUCCUUGUGCCUGUUGCAGAUUUUUUUUAAAAAUAUUUUGAGAUGAAAUUUCUCGUGAUCUUCGCAGUAGUGAUCAGUUUGACGAUCGUGCAGUGCCAAGAUGUGAAUGAGGUGCAAUUGCCGAUCGAGGCGACAGUGUGCAAACGUGAGGAUCCCAAGAGGAAUGAUUGCUUCAAGAAUGUGAUUCAGAAGAUUAUUCCAGCACUCAAAGAUGGUGUUCCAAAGCUAAAUAUCACCUCAAUCGAUCCCCUUCCACUGCUUCAUGCAAAAUUUCUCUAUAGAGCCUCAAGUACCCUUUUGGCCUCACUCACGGUCGUGCGUGGCUUUGCUUAUGGAUUCAGUGAGUCCCAAAUACGACGCGUACGAUCACAGAUCACGGAUGAUGAGUGGAAAUUCAAUGUGGACGUUACAAUACCGCGUCUGCAUAUGGAUGGUGAAUACAUGGGUCAAGGCAAGUUCAACGAACUCAAUUUGGGCUCUCAGGGCUACUUCAAUCUCACACUGAAUCGAGUACAAACAACGUGGAAGAUUCGUGCAAAGGCAGAAGAGAGAGAUGGUGAGACGUACAUGCGUGUGUUCAAGUUCGAAAUGAUCCCAAAUGUAAAAUCCGUAAGGACCUUCAUUGAGAAUCUCGUACCUGAUCCAACGCUCAAUCUUGUUGUCUUGGAACUCAUCAAUGAAUAUUGGAACAUUCAUCACAAUGAAAUUCUCCUCGAGAGUGGACAAUUCUACGAGCCACUCCUCUCGCAAAUUGCCAAUAGUAUUCUCCUCAACAUACCCGUACGUAAACUUCUUCUCUGAUCACGCCAAAGAUCACGCAGAGACGUAAGAAAGCGCCCAGAUACUGGCAAAGUGAGAAUUCAAUUUUAAAUCUGAAUUUUUUUUAUAAUCGCGCGCGAUGAAUUUCUUUUUCACCGCAGUGUAAAGUGCAAUAAAAAUUCUUCUUUGGACAUGCAGAAAAAUUCCAAUAUUUUGGCUGAAGAUCGAAAAAAAUGUAGAAUGUAAAAAAGAGGAUGAUAAAUGAGUCACAAGAAGGUAUGUCGCCAGAAGAUUGAUACGCCAAAAAUAACAUUCUCUCAGAGGCGGAAUAAAAAGGAGAAAAUAAAAUAACUAAAAAAAUAAAAAA
This is a messenger RNA of Lutzomyia longipalpis, 1290 nucleotides long. RefSeq lists its product as uncharacterized. NCBI's taxonomy places the organism in Eukaryota, Metazoa, Arthropoda, Insecta, Diptera, Psychodidae. The transcript is spliced from 4 exons. The coding region runs from base 207 to 965 and encodes 252 amino acids. The record is from RefSeq and is a predicted model, not a curated record.